GUGUCGCAGUGGCGGCGGUACGCGGGGGCGGGCUAUCGCGAGGUCUGGCUGGAGGGGGCGAGGCACAGCUACGUGGCCAACCCGCCGACCCUGCUGCUGGAGACGGUCAGGCAGGAGCUGCUCUCAUGCGCAGCCGGCGGACGGCUGUCACGGCUGACAUGGAUUGGUGCUGCGGGUGCACAGGGGGGAGGCGCUGCGGCCGACGAGGAGGGCGAUGAUCUGCGCUGGAGGCGGGGCAAAACACUGCGCAUAGCGCUGGGACAGGUGUGCCUGAGCGACGCAAGCAGUCAGGCCCGCUGCAGGACGCAGGAUUGUGCGUCGGUGAAGGUGGGGUAG
Messenger RNA from Monoraphidium neglectum, 336 nucleotides. RefSeq lists its product as hypothetical. The record is from RefSeq and is a predicted model, not a curated record. The annotation marks the transcript as partial. Lineage: Eukaryota; Viridiplantae; Chlorophyta; Chlorophyceae; Sphaeropleales; Selenastraceae. The transcript has a single exon.